AGCAGAUGAUUGAAAUGCAUUCCGAUUUAGAAAGUGAUGAAGCCCCCUUGAAAAAUAUAGGCUUUUCGUAUAUUACUGAUGCCAAUGAUGAUUCUGGAGUAGCCUUGAAUCAGUGUACAGAUGGUUUUCGGGAUGUUAAGAGGCAAGUUUUGGAGCAGAAGAAUUGUUUGAACGAGAUGCUGAAUUUGCUGAGAAAUCAAAUUAAAGAUAAACCAGUAUGCACAAAAUGCCAAAAACCGAUCCCAGACCUCAACGCGACUCCAGAAAACGACUCCUUAUUCAAAGAAUGCCUCAAUGAAACAAAAUGGGCCACACCGAUCUCAUCAACGUCCCAAAUGAUUGCAGAAGACUUGUCACAAAAUCGUGGCCCUUCGAACCUUUUCAGGCCCAUCAGCGAAGACAACCUCAAAACCGACGACUGUAACGAUUCUGAAGAAAAUUACGAGACCAUGGUCUCCAAAAUUUGUCCGAUGUGUAAAAAGGAGUUUCCUGAAUACAAUUUGAACGAAUUGACUGAACAUGUUAAUGGCCAUUUUUCGGAAGGGAAUAAUAUGGCCAUUGAUUCGAAUUUUGAAAUCGUGACGCACACUGUUGGGAAUUUUUAAAUUGAGGUAAUAAUAGUUGUAGGAAAAUGUUUAAUUUUAUAUUUAAGGGGGGUAUUCU
Ctenocephalides felis (cat flea) is the source of this 663-nucleotide messenger RNA. RefSeq lists its product as uncharacterized. Bases 6 to 605 code for a protein of 199 amino acids. The transcript has 2 exons. NCBI's taxonomy places the organism in Eukaryota, Metazoa, Arthropoda, Insecta, Siphonaptera, Pulicidae. The record is from RefSeq and is a predicted model, not a curated record.